This is a messenger RNA of Candidula unifasciata, 611 nucleotides long. Lineage: Eukaryota; Metazoa; Mollusca; Gastropoda; Stylommatophora; Geomitridae. The record is from the annotation of a GenBank genome assembly.
AGAUGGAGAAGUGUGCCAUGAGCGAGUGGGGAGACUGGUCCGAGUGUUCGAAUCCAUGUGGGGAUGGAACCAAAGAGAGACGACGCAUGCUGAAGAACCCGAGCGUCACGGCUGACAUGUGUGACGAGCAGCUCGACGAAAGCCAGUCGUGCACAGGAGACUGCAGGGACACACGCCGGAAAAAGCUCAGGGAUAAUUUCGUGAUGCGCCAUGACGAGCAGAGAGAUCCCACUGACAUGUGUGCGGUCACUGGCUGGUCCGACUGGUCACCUUGCAGCGCCACCUGUGGGCUGGGAAUGAAGGAAAGAUGGCGAAUGUUUCUCCAUGGCACUGAGAAACGAAAGAAUUGUGGCAUGCACCUGAUGGAGAAAGAUUUGUGUCGAGGGGAGAUCUUCGACUGCCAGAAAGCCAUGAUGAUGAAAAACUUUACUGCAAUAUGUCAGCUGACCGCAGAUGUGGGGCCUUGUCGGGGAGAUUUUCCCAGAUGGUUUUACAACAGCAAUGUACAGAAAUGCCAGGUUUUUGCCUACGGAGGCUGCAGGGGUAACGACAACAAAUUUAACACAGAAGAGGAGUGUGUCAACUUGUGUGCUGAACAUAUGGGUGAGUAG